This is a messenger RNA of Eleginops maclovinus (Patagonian blennie), 3107 nucleotides long. RefSeq names its product bifunctional 3'-phosphoadenosine 5'-phosphosulfate synthase 2-like. Lineage: Eukaryota; Metazoa; Chordata; Actinopteri; Perciformes; Eleginopidae. Bases 528 to 2372 code for a protein of 614 amino acids. The transcript is spliced from 12 exons. Gene Ontology annotation, biological process: sulfate assimilation; 3'-phosphoadenosine 5'-phosphosulfate biosynthetic process. Gene Ontology annotation, molecular function: sulfate adenylyltransferase (ATP) activity; ATP binding; adenylylsulfate kinase activity. The record is from RefSeq and is a predicted model, not a curated record.
CGGAAGUGUGGAACUUUAUAACCCGGAGAGUAACCUAAACUUUCUGCCAUUUUGCCCCAAUAUAAUACAGCUAACGUAAAUCAACGAACGUUAGUGUUAAUAUCCCUGUUAAAGUUACUGUUCUGCCUCAAUCUCGUAACAAAAAAGUGUAACCUGAUGCCAGAGUAAUAUUAGCUCUAAGUAAUAUGAGCAACAACUACCUUACUCGUUGCUUGGACAAAGUGCCCGUGUUACUUUACACAAUAACAAUAAGUAAGUAAAUAUCACGCUCGACCUCUGUCCCAAUCGGGUCGGUUUAGGUGCCCGGCCCCGUCAUGUCACUUGAGAUUUUCAGGUUUCGGAGGAGGAGUAGAAGAAAGUCUGGAGGCUGGGCUAGGGGAAUGCUACGUGUCUUGGAAGCUGGAUGUCCCUUUUAAACCCCCCUCUGUCUUCCUCGAUUACCAAUUUUUGGAGGUUACAACUCCCUCAUCCGAAGCGGUCCGAGUCUCCGGUGUUCAGCAGUCCGUCGGCGGUGUUACACUCGCAAAAUGUCCGGCGUUAAAAAGCUUCGUACGGAUCUCAACAGGUCGACCAAUGUGGUAUACCAGGCCCACCAUGUCAGCCGCACCAAGAGAGGGCAGGUCGUGGGCACCAGGGGCGGCUUCAGAGGCUGUACUAUCUGGCUCACCGGUUUAUCGGGUGCUGGAAAGACUACUAUCAGUUUUGCCCUGGAAGAAUUCCUCGUUUCCCACGCUAUUCCUUGCUACUCACUGGACGGAGACAAUAUCCGCCAAGGGCUGAACAAGAACCUGGGCUUCUCUUCCGUAGACCGCGAGGAGAACAUCCGGCGUAUUGCUGAGGUGGCCAAACUGUUUGCUGAUGCUGGGAUGGUGUGCGUCACCAGUUUCAUCUCUCCUUUCAGCAAGGAUCGGGAAGAGGCGAGGAAGAUCCAUGCAAGUGCCGGGCUACCAUUUUUUGAGGUGUUUAUCAACGCUUCCCUUGAGCUGUGUGAGAGCAGGGAUGUAAAAGGACUUUACAAGAAGGCUCGCGCUGGAGAGAUCAAAGGUUUUACUGGGAUUGAUGCAGAUUAUGAGCCUCCUGAGGCGCCGGAUCUUGUGCUGAAAACUGGAGAGCUCACAGUGAAUGAGUGCCUUCAUCAGGUGUUGGAGCUGCUCAGGGAGCAGAACAUUGUACCAGGCGAGAUCAUGGAGGAGGUGAAUGAACUCUUUGUUAACGAGAACAAACUGAAUCUUGCUAUGGCUGAUGCGAACACACUCCCAACCAUCAGCAUCACCAAGUUGGACCUACAAUGGUUGCAGGUCUUGUCAGAAGGCUGGGCCAGCCCGCUGAAGGGCUUCAUGAGAGAGCGAGAGUUCCUCCAGGUCUUACACUUUGGCAACCUGCUGGAUGGUGGGGCCAUCAACUUGUCAGUUCCCAUUGUGCUGCCUGUCACCUCGGAGAUUAAGCAGGAGCUUGACGGCUGUGCGGCGAUCGCUCUGGAGUAUCAGGGUUCACGCGUGGCUAUUCUCAGGAACCCUGAGUUCUUCCCACAUCGCAAGGAGGAACGCUGUGCCAGGCAGUGGGGCACCACCUGUGCACAGCACCCUCACAUUAAGAUGGUUUUGGAGGGGGGUGAUUGGCUGGUAGGCGGUGACCUGGAAGUGCUGGAGCGAAUCAAAUGGAACGAUGGGCUUGACCAGUACCGCCUUACUCCACAGGAGCUGAAGCAGAAGUUUAAAGACAUGAAAGCAGAUGCGGUAUUUGCAUUCCAGCUGCGUAACCCGGUGCACAACGGCCACGCCCUGCUGAUGCAGGACACCAAGCGACGUCUGCUGGAGCGCGGCUACAAGAACCCAGUGCUCCUGCUGCACCCGCUCGGCGGCUGGACCAAAGAUGACGACGUGCCUCUGGCCUGGCGGAUGAAGCAGCACAAUGCUGUGCUGGAGGAGGGCGUCCUGGAGCCAGCCAGCACUAUAGUUGCCAUCUUCCCCUCACCUAUGAUGUACGCUGGACCCACAGAGGUUCAGUGGCACUGUAGAGCCAGAAUGAUUGCCGGGGCAAACUUCUACAUCGUUGGCCGGGACCCAGCAGGCAUGCCUCACCCAGAGACUAAGCAGGACCUGUAUGACCCCACCCAUGGAAGCAAGGUCCUCACCAUGGCCCCGGGCCUCACCUCCGUGGAGAUCAUCCCCUUCAGGGUCGCCGCCUACAACAAGACAAAGCAGGCGAUGGACUUUUACGACAAAGAGAGACAUGCUGACUUUGAGUUCAUCUCUGGAACCAAGAUGAGGAACAUGGCUCGCAGCGGAGAAAACCCUCCCGAUGGUUUCAUGGCCCCCAAGGCCUGGAAGGUGCUCGUCGAGUACUACACCUCUCUGCAGAAGGACAAGUAAUCAACACAGUGACAGCAGCACUGCAUCAGCUCAUUAAGGGGGUUAUAUAUACAGUCUCACCUCCGGAGGUAUUUUAGAUAGAUUCUUGUUUUAUCUUAUACAAAAAACUCAUUUAAAUUGCUACAAAUAAUGAGUUAAUCUGGCAGGGGGUGGGUGUUUUGAACAAGUCUUCACCAAAUCAAAAGGUCUUGUAUUAUGCAGUUAGAUUUUUACAUUCCUUUUAAAACUAUGUGAUUUGUGAAUCCAUUGUGUGUUUAUAUCCAUAUUAACUUAAGCUAUGUAUUUUUAAUAAAUUAAAGGUUACUUGAGAUUCUUUUUGUAAUUUACGAACACAUCCCGGGAUAGGGAAAUCAUUAUCAUAUGAAUUGUCUGCUUGAAAAAAAACAAAACACAUGGCAAUUAUAUCACUCUCUGUCCAGUUAUUUGUAUGACCUGAGUGAAAGGUAAUUGCAGUAUAUUACUACAUACAGUGCCUAUAUGUGUUACAUGUAUGGAUGUUGAUUGAUUCCUCAUGUUAAUGUUUCAUAUUAUCGUGAAAUACAUCAGAGAUGUAUGUACAAUGUGAAAGUGCCUUUCCCAAAUGUUAACAUUAUAAAACAGAAACUGUUGCUGAUGUUUGUCUGAAGUGUCUGAAAUGUCUCUGAGAUUCGAGUGAUUUUAUAAAGUGGGUAUGUGAAUUAUUGGAAUAAAGACUUUUAGGAAGUCAAAUGCAGUAAAAAAGAAAUGUGUAAGUCA